Molecule: messenger RNA, 1134 nt
Organism: Peronospora farinosa
Lineage: Eukaryota; Oomycota; Peronosporomycetes; Peronosporales; Peronosporaceae
Source: the annotation of a GenBank genome assembly
AUGACUAAAGACACAAGAAGUCGAAACCCGUACGCGAUCGUUAACGUAUCCGAUGAGCAGCGUCAGCAGCUUAUCGACGUCGUUCGUGGCUGUGUGCAGACCAAUUUUCCGAAAUAUGAGAAUUUUAUUGUAACGGAUAAACACCAUGUGGACGAAAGACGAUGGGAUCGCGUCAAGUCCAAGGAUAAUUUCAACGUGUACACUGAACACUCUCAAGAACAUCAGACACGCAAAGGAUUAUUACCCAAUAACGCAGGUCAACAAAGUGAGGUGGAAAAAGAAAUGCUAGUUAUGAUGAGUGUCGGCACUUUUAUAGGUGAACUUGAAGAUCUUAUGUUUGGAAUUUUAAAUACGACCAGGAAUGCAAUGCGGAUUAAAGCUGCAUAUGUUGAUGAUGUUAACGCUGGAGCUGUCUUGUGUUCCGUGGUAGAACCAAGUAAGCAAGAGCCGUAUCGAUCUCUGGUGGUCAAAUGGAUGGCAAUAGACGUUUCGCUAAAAGCUGGAAAAAGUCGAGAUUUUGUGUGCAUUGAAGCCACUGAUGUGCUCCUUCUGGACAAUGGCGAACGAAUUGGUUAUCAUGUACUUCACUCCAUUGAGUUUCCGCAGACCAGGCCGUUGCCAAAUAUUAUUCGUGGAAACAUCUCGUCUGUCACCUUUUUCCGACACAUUCACAGCAGCAUAAUUGACAGUUUUGGGUCUUGUAUUGUUGAUCCGGGUAUGAAGGCCCGACGUCUACUGUUUAUCGCCGCUGCAGCAAACACCUUGCUCACUGCAACAAACUACGUGCGUUGCGGACAGAUGAAAAAAUUGGCGUGGAUGCUGCAACGCCAACACGCGGGCUACAAAGUUCACGAAGAGCGUCAGCAGAGAAAAGAAUGCGUCAUGUGUGGGAAAAGCAGAAACGUCCCUGGCAUUAGCAGAAUACGGCCGCGAUUGAACUUUAUCGGUCAGGACGGCGAGGUGAUUGAGCGUAAGAUCACUGUCUGCUCGCAGUGCAUGAGUAAAGCUAUAAAUUGUAGCACCCAGGAAGCCGCGCAAGACCAAGCGAUAAAAUAUCAUGACUCGUACGAUAGCGCUUCCACUUUUUCAGAAUCGACAUUCUCAGAGUCUUCAUCUUCACUUUAUCACAAAUAA